AUGGCUGUUGUACCACAGUAUGGUUCCUCUGCACCACGAACUGCAGGACUCCUGGCAGCCUCUUUCUGCUGUUUGCUCAGAGUUUUUUCCCUUAUCUUUCAGGUUCUUGCAACUAUGGAACAGCUAGAAAAAGUCAGUAGUUUCCAGGAGUUUGUGCAAAUAUUCAGCCAGUUUGGAAAUGAAAUGGUCGAAUUUGCCCAUUUAACUGGAGACAGGCAAAAUGAUUUGAAGGAUGAGAAGAAAAAGGCCAGAAUGGCAGCAUCUAGGGCUGUUCUUGAGAAGUGCACCAUGAUGCUGUUAACUGCUUCAAAGACUUGUCUUAGGCAUCCAGACUGCGAAUCUGCUCGUAUAAACAAAGAUGGUGUUUUUCAUCGAAUGAGACUAGCUUUGGAACAGGUAAUAGAAAUUGUAACUGACUCUAGACCAAAUGGAGAAAAUGAAGUGGCUCCUAUCAGUAUAUAUACUGGAAUCAAAGAAUUCAAGAAUAAGGUGGAGGGUCUUCGUGAGAAUCUUUAUUUUCUCUCGAAAGAGAAUCUUUCAACAAUGCUGGAGGUUAUCCUGGAACAUACGGAGGACUUCACAGAUUCUGCCUAUACCAGUCAUGAGCACAGAGAACACAUUUUGGAGCUGUCUAAGCAGGCUAAAAUGGAACUAGAGCAGCUGGUUUCAGUGUGGAUGCAAGCUCAAAACCAGAAGACAAAGGAUCUCAUGGAAGACUUGGAAGUUGCCAUUUUAAAAACAUGCCAAUGUAUGAAUGAGCUUAAAAGAGAGGUCCACAGUGCAGCAACGUCUUUGGCAGCAGAUCUGCUGAAAUACCAUACAGAUCAUAUGGUUCUCAAAGCAUUAAAAAUCACAGGAGUAGAAGGAAAUCUGGAAGCUGUAGCGGAAUAUACUUGCAAGCUAUCAGAGCAGAAAGAGCAACUUGUUGAGAUGUGUCGCUUGUUGAGGCAUGUUUCUGGAACAGAGCCCCUUGAGAUCACUUGCAUACAUGCAGAAGAUACCUUCCAGGUCACUGGCCCACAGAUAAUUUCUGCUGCAGAAACACUAGCAUUACAUCCAUCUAGCAAGAUUGCAAAAGAAAAUCUUGAGGUGUUCUGUGAGGCCUGGGAGUCUCAACUGAGUGACAUGUCAGUGUUGUUAAGAGAAAUCAAUGAUGUGUUCGAAGGAAGAAGAGGAGAGAAGCGUGUCUACCUUUCACUGCCUAGACCAGGGAAGCAUAAUGCAAAUCUGAAAACACUAAAGCCAGUCAAACUAGAUACUGAGGAACAGGCAAAAAUUGCAAAACUUGGAUUAGAACUGCAUCUGCUCACAUCUGAGGUGGAUUCUGAGACAGAGAAAUGGGAGGACCAAGAGAAUGAAAUUGUGCAACAUGGGCAAGGCAUGUCAAGUAUGGCCUACUCCAUGUAUUUAUUCACCAGAGGAGAAGGACUUCUGAAAACUACUCAAGAUUUAUUUCAUCAAGCAGAGAUUUUUGCUACAGAAGGAAUUAAGCUUGCUUCAGCUCUUCAAGUCUUUUCUGAUCAGGUACAUGAUGAUGACAAACCUUUGCUACUGUUGGAGGCUGAAAAACUGAUCCCCAUAUGCAAGCAGCUCCAGAUAACAGCAAAAACUUCUGUUCAGGGUAAAAGCGCUACUUUUACAAAGGUUGAUGCAUGCAUUCAGACAAGGAAUGUGAUGACUCUAUUAUGUCAACUUCUUCCAGUUUGCAGCAAAUUAAUGAGAAAGAACAAAGCAGGAAAUGGCUAUCUCAAGCCUGCUCCCCCGUGGAAAGAAGGCAGAACACGAACCAAUACAAAUGCACAUGCUCCAGAAAGGAGAGUGGAGAUGUUUGGAAUCAAGUCUUUGGAAAAUCACGUAACUAAAAUGACAUUUUUAGAGAGCAAGUAAUUACAGCACUUAGAAAUUGCAGAAGCUCCAUUAGGGAAAAUAACACUUGCUGAAGUUUCAAUUUUGCUUUCAUUUGUGGAAAGUCAAACCAGGUUAAUUUGAAUUAAACCUAUUGACCUUUGUCACAUCUAAUAGAUGUCCCGUUACUUAACAAUGACAGCACCAACUAGUGUAAUCAUUAUGUAUUUUCAUAAUGUGAAUGAAUUUCCUACGCUCACUAUUGAUACUGGUUUUGUAAUUAAUGCUUACAAAUGUCUUAAUGAAUGUUUCAACCCAAAGAUGCUGCUAACAGACCUUUCACGUAAAGAACCCUGUGCUCUAUGUAACACUACUGCUGAUGUUUGUAAACUCCUCUCUGGCCCAAUUCAGUCUAUGGAUUUAUGAGGCCCAUUCAGGAAUGUAGUCUGAAAGGUUGUGGCCUAAAGCACUGAAAUAUUCACAGUUAUACUACAGUGAAGUUCAGUCCUAAGAAAAAACACUCUUGGGAGAGCUUGACACUGAAUCUUAGUUUUGUUGACAUUAUUCCUAUUUCCAAAGUGUACUUCUAAGUGAUUAAGACUCUUAACUGAAACCCUUUUUCUUUCACUGUCUCUAUCUGUAGAUGGCAGUUGUUGCUUCCUUUAUGAUUAAACUUUACUGAGCAGAAUUUGAAUUGCAUGUAGAACCACUGAAGCAUUACAUAUAGACUUUAGUUACAUUUAGAGUUGAAGUAAAUAGAUACUGAUUAUGAGAAACCUCUGUAAAAAGGGCAUUAUUUGACUUCAGGAUGCUAGGAAAUGUAACCUGGUGUGAAAUGCUUGUUUUCAAGGUUAUCUGUUCAUUGUAGGCAGGCUCCUAUUGCAUUUUAUUUUCAAUUCACCUUUGUCAAGCCAAACCAAUACAGCAUGGGGCUAAAUUACCUAACAGCUCAAUUGUGCUUUUUCUCUAUGCGUUAUGUUUGCAUUGAGCCAGGAGCAAAGAGGUCCCUGGAACACAACCACUCUCCAAAAUUGAUCUGUGCUUAUAUAAAAAAUCUGUAGUACUAGGACCGUGAGAGAAAACAGACUUUAAUAUACAAACUACAAACUAUUUUGACUGUUCCAUACAAGAAUAAAACAAAUAUGUCAAGUUCCACUUUUAUAAGUAGACACACAGACCUUUCAAUGCCAUGAAAGUGAAAAUGUAAAAAAAAAAA
Meleagris gallopavo (turkey) is the source of this 3061-nucleotide messenger RNA. NCBI's taxonomy places the organism in Eukaryota, Metazoa, Chordata, Aves, Galliformes, Phasianidae. The record is from RefSeq and is a predicted model, not a curated record.